CAACAGUUCCGAUUGGCCAGGAUGAGCCGUACCACGGCAGUGGCGGGGGAACGGGUCGUGGACCCUGAGCCGCAGACCCGGAGGCAGUGAGGGUCACAGCCUCAGGCCCCAGGUUCCUUUUGCGCUGCGCUGUGCCAGGCCCCUCGCGAGAAUGCAGUGGCCCGUGGGCCGGCGGUGGGCAUGGGCCGCACUGCUGCUGGCGGCCGUAGCUGUGCUGGCCCAGGUGGUCUGGAUCUGGCUGGGCACCCAGAGUUUCAUCUUCGAGCACGAAGAGAUCGCGCUGCUGGCGCGGCAGUAUGCUGGGCUGGACCACGAGCUGGCCUUUUCUCGGCUGAUCGUGGAGCUGCGGCGGCUGCACCCAGGCCACGUGCUGCCCGAUGAGGAACUGCAGUGGGUGUUCGUGAACGCGGGAGGCUGGAUGGGCGCCAUGUGCCUUCUGCACGCCUCGCUGUCCGAGUAUGUGCUGCUCUUCGGCACCGCCCUGGGCUCUGGCGGCCACUCGGGGCGCUAUUGGGCUGAGAUCUCAGAUACCAUCAUCUCUGGCACUUUCCACCAGUGGAGAGAGGGCACUACCAAAAGUGAGGUCUUCUACCCAGGGGAGACAGUGGUGCACGGGCCUGGCGAGGCAACGGCUGUGGAGUGGGGGCCAAACACAUGGAUGGUGGAGUACGGCCGGGGUGUCAUCCCAUCUACCCUGGCCUUCGCGCUGGCUGACACCAUCUUCAGCACCCAGGACUUCCUCACUCUCUUCUACACCCUCCGAGCCUAUGCCCGGGGCCUCCGGCUUGAACUUACCACCUACCUCUUCGGCCAGGACCCCUGACCAGCCAGGCCUGAAGGAGGACCUGUGGAUGGACAGGAGCGGGCAGGCCCGCACACAUCCACUUGCCAGAGCCCAUGUGGAAAGACAGGGACACACAACACACAGAUACAGAGUUCCUGGUGUACAAGCAGGGCCACACACAUGCUUUAUACAACCAUAGAGACUCAUGGGAACAUACGGGACACACAGACACUGACUGCUGUGGAUAUGGCAGCAUCACGCAUUCGCACCCAUCCAGAGAGGGAGCCCCACGUAUACCCAGGGGGCCAGUCAUGUUCCAGUGUACACCCACAGGCUCAACUCACUAACUCAGGCCUUUCCAGAGCUUCUCUGCCCCUAGUCAGGGCUCUGGAGUUAGGGAUGGGGUGGCAGUCACAAACUGCCUGGGUCUGACCCUUCAACCCAGCAGCAGCUUGGGGCGGGUGGGAUGAGGGAGAAGAGGAGCUGCCUUUGGAGGCUCCCUUCACCUGCAGCCAUGACGCCCUUCCCCUUCAUCUCCUUGUCCUCACCAUAUGCCUUACCCUAGUCUGUUCCCCUGCUAUGCAAGUCCCCUCGUGCCUGUCCCCCACCCUCCAAACCAAGUUAUCUGGAAACCAGAAUAAUGCAGAAAUUGCUGAGGUCAUACUUCCCCCCAGAGUAUGAUGGGGAUGGGGAGGCUGGCCUCAGCGCAGGGCCCACUGGGAGAGGACCUGGAUAGGUGGGCCCAGGUCCAAGGGGCCAUGGCUGGUCUAGAGAAAGCCUUGUCUGCCCACACACACAGACCCCCAUCGCAGUUUCCAGACACUGCCCUUGCUACAUUCUCUGUCCAUCUGUCUGUCUCUGUUAAUAAAGACCUGUUGAACAGUUUCA
Messenger RNA from Phacochoerus africanus (Common warthog), 1672 nucleotides. RefSeq names its product sigma non-opioid intracellular receptor 1 (gene SIGMAR1). The transcript is spliced from 4 exons. Lineage: Eukaryota; Metazoa; Chordata; Mammalia; Artiodactyla; Suidae. The record is from RefSeq and is a predicted model, not a curated record. The coding region runs from base 152 to 823 and encodes 223 amino acids. Gene Ontology annotation, cellular component: endoplasmic reticulum.